Molecule: messenger RNA, 2441 nt
Organism: Vollenhovia emeryi
Lineage: Eukaryota; Metazoa; Arthropoda; Insecta; Hymenoptera; Formicidae
Gene: schlank
Product: ceramide synthase 5
Exons: 8
Coding region: 344-1471 (375 amino acids)
Biological process (GO): ceramide biosynthetic process
Cellular component (GO): membrane
Molecular function (GO): DNA binding; sphingosine N-acyltransferase activity
Source: RefSeq, a predicted model, not a curated record
GCAUACACCGCGGGCGGAGUCGUGCGGUAAUCGUUAAUUAGACUGUACGUGUAAUUGCGGCUCGCGCGACGCCGGUGUGGCGUGACCGUAAAAGAGCCCGCGCGGCCGAGCAGGCUCGUUAUCGCGACCGUGUCGCAACCGCGCCUCGCCGAUAGCGGCGUACAGUUUCGCCGGGUCCUAGCUCUCCGCGCCCGCCGUCGCCCUUCCGCGUAGCGCACGCGCGCGUCACCCGCCACGGGCAGAGCGGAGCGUGGAGUGGAGCGUGGCAAACUCGUCCUCACUCUCGUCCGUCCGGUGGGCCCGGUGGCACGUUUCGGAUCGCGCCCGAGCGGGGCACAGAAAAAUGAGUAUUUUCCUAAAUAUAUCGGCCGCCUUUUGGUCGCCGAAGAUUUGGUUGCCUCCCAACAUCACGUGGGAGGACAUCAGUCCGAAUGCAGACAAUAAAUAUGCGAAUUAUCAGCAUUUAAUAUUCCCGCUGCCCAUGGCGUUUGUUCUCCUAGGAAUAAGAUACACUCUUGAAAGGUAUUGCUUUGCUCCCUUCGGAAGGUUUCUUAGUAUAAAAAAUAGCAGAAGCAAGAAGGCAGUAGCCAAUGAGAUAUUAGAAAAAGCAUAUCUUAGUAAAAAAACCAAGUAUAAACAGAUUUUGGGUUUGGCUAAGCAAUUAGAUUGGUCUGAGAGGCAAGUGGAGAGAUGGCUACGGCUGCGCCGCUCUCAGGACAAGCCGUCUACUCUCACGAAAUUCUGUGAAAGUUGUUGGAGAUGUUUUUAUUACGCGUCUGCGUUCUGCUAUGGCGUUGUUAUCCUGUGGGACAAACCGUGGCUUUGGGACAUAAAUCACUGUUACUACGAUUACCCCUAUCAUCCCGUCACCAAUGACGUAUGGUGGUAUUACAUGGGGUCAAUGGCAUUUUACUGGGCAUUAAGCUUCUCUCAAUUCUUCGAUGUGAAGAGGAAAGACUUCUGGCAGAUGUUUAUUCACCACAUAGCCACGAUUUCGCUCAUGUGCUUCUCGUGGGUCGGCAACCUGACGAGGAUCGGCAGUUUGGUCUUGCUCGUGCACGAUUCCGCGGAUAUAUUCUUGGAGGCGGCAAAAAUGGCCAAGUAUGCAAAUUGCCAGAAAGUUUGCGACUGUAUAUUCGCCUUCUUUACGCUUUUCUGGAUCGCAACGCGUAUUGGUGUGUAUCCAUUUUGGAUAAUUUAUAGCACAACUGUACAGGCGCCUAAGAUAGUACCGAUGUUCCCGGCGUACUAUAUCUUCAAUUCUUUAUUAAUUUUAUUACUGUUUCUCCACGCAAUUUGGACUUAUUUAAUCCUUAAGAUCGCAUAUCGCGCCUGCAACGCUGGUCAGAUGGAGGGUGAUAUUCGCAGUAAUAGCAGCGACGAAGUAUCCGACACUUCGGUCAAUAAUACUCCCAUAAACAGUAACGCAAAUUACGUUAACAAAUCAAAUUCGAAACCAAAAAACCACUAACAACAGUGCAUGCUAUGUAGGCUAUUACCUUAAAAGCCGAUUCCAAGGUAGAAAAUUCAUCCGGACGUUCAAGCCAGGUGCUAAUCUUCCUUCCUACGAGUAUAAUAAAAUCUUGAAUGUGACUUUAAUCCUGUAAUCUGAGCCGCUAACGUUAACGCGCCUAUUUAAUCUCUCGUGAAAUUGAAAUAUAUACUUUCUCCCGUUUCCCCUUCAUUGGUGUUUCCCUGAAAGCAAUCCAGUGCUUCGUCACAAGUCCGCCUUUGUCACAAUCCUCUCUCAGUUUUCAACCAUGUAUUUGCGUUUGAGAAUAAACAAUAUACAAGUAUAUAUACACAAAGGACAACGAAAGAAAGAAAAGGAAAAACAAGUAGGGACAUACCCCGAGAAUAUCAAUGAUUAUUCGCUAAUUUAUAUGAUUCCACGUUAUUUAAGAAUUCAAUUAUAAAUAUACAUUUCUUUCCGAACGAAUUCUUAAUGCUUAGUUAAGAUAAGAAUGGACCAAAGCCGCCAAGACGUUCGGCGUCUGACCUCCGUCAAUUUUCUCAGAGUCUAAUAUCUCCUAACUACUUUGAACAAAAAUGUAUUUAUUUAUUUUCGUAUACUUUGUGAGCGUCAGUCAGUGAUUGAUAAGCAUAAGAGUAAUUCGAUUAAUAAUAAAUUUCUAUUAAUCACAUACGAUUUUAUCUUAUUUUCAUCUUUCGACACGAAACUUCAACUUCGAACUGUGCGCCAGUGCAUAAUUCACAAGUUGCGACAAUAUAGUUUAAGCCUAAGCGCAUCGCUCGAGUCGUUAACAGAGAAGGCAAUUUUUUAAUAUAAUACAUAGGUCACCAAAUAAAUGUUACGUAAAUUGUACGUUGUGUACUUACGCACGAAUCUUCACGAAUCAUCGGUAUUAAUUAUUCUUACGUAAUAGCGGCACGCAUAAUCCUCGUGUAUCUCCACAAUAAAACUUCCCUGCUGAUUCUCA